Molecule: messenger RNA, 1538 nt
Organism: Protobothrops mucrosquamatus (brown spotted pit viper)
Lineage: Eukaryota; Metazoa; Chordata; Lepidosauria; Squamata; Viperidae
Product: cytochrome P450 26A1
Exons: 7
Coding region: 1-1488 (495 amino acids)
Biological process (GO): sterol metabolic process
Molecular function (GO): monooxygenase activity; heme binding; iron ion binding
Source: RefSeq, a predicted model, not a curated record
AUGGGCUUCUCGCUUCUGCUGGCCAGCGCCGUGGGCACCCUCGUCCUGGUGCCGCUCUUGCUCUGCCUGGCCUCGGUGAAACUCUGGCACUGCUACUGCCUGCGGGGCCGCGAUCCCGCUUGCCCCUUGCCGCUGCCGCCGGGCACUAUGGGGCUGCCUUUCCUGGGAGAAACUCUCCAGCUGGUGCUGCAGCGUCGGAAAUUCCUGUCGAUGAAGCGGCGGAGAUACGGCCGCGUCUACAAGACGCACCUCUUCGGGAGGCCCACGGUGCGGGUGAUGGGGGUGGAGAACGUGCGGCACAUCCUAUUGGGUGAACACCGGCUGGUGGCCGUGCACUGGCCGGCUUCGGUGCGCAUCAUCCUGGGCUCCGGCUGCCUCUCCAGCCUGCACGACGGCCAGCACAAGCACCGCAAGAAGGUCAUCAUGAAAGCUUUCUCCCGGGAAGCCUUGGAGCAUUACACCCCAGUCAUCCAGGAGGAGGUGUGUGCUUGCUUGAAGCAAUGGCUCUUGGUUAGUUCUGCUAGUGGCUCUUGCCUAUUGGUUUACCCCGAAGUUAAGCGCCUCAUGUUCCGGAUUGCAAUGCGCAUUCUACUGGGAUUCCAGCCCAAUCAGGCAGGUUCCAAGAGUGAGCAGCAGCUGGUGGACACCUUUGAAGAGAUGAUCCGCAACCUUUUCUCCCUGCCAAUUUAUGUGCCUUUCAGUGGCUUAUACAAGGGUUUGAAAGCACGGAAUGUCAUCCAUGCCAAAAUUGAAGAGAUCAUUCGAGUGAAAUUGGCUGAGAAGGAGCCCUCCAAUGGUUAUAAAGAUGUGUUGCAGCUGUUGAUAGAGCACACCCAAAGCAGAGGAGAACAGCUCAACAUGCAGGAGCUCAAGGAAUCUGCAACCGAACUUCUCUUUGGCGGGCAUGAGACCACAGCGAGUGCAGCCACAUCUCUGAUUACCUACCUCAGCCUUCACCCUAAAGUGUUGCAAAAAGUGAGAAAGGAAUUGCAAGAGAAGGGAUUGUUGGGCAAUUGCAGUCAAGAGAAGCUUUUGGGAAUGGAAGUCCUGGAGCAGCUGAAAUAUACUGGCUGUGUUGUCAAAGAGACUCUCCGACUCAGCCCGCCAGUUCCAGGGGGGUUCAGGGUGGCCCUCAAAACUUUUGAGCUCAAUGGAUACCAGAUUCCAAAAGGCUGGAAUGUUAUAUAUAGCAUCAGUGACACCCACAGUGUAGCCGAACUUUUCACCAACAAGGAAGAAUUCAACCCUGACCGUUUCAUGGCUCCUUUCCCAGAAGAUGCGUCACGAUUUAGUUUCAUUCCUUUCGGAGGAGGCUUGAGAAGCUGUGUGGGCAAAGAGUUUGCCAAACUUCUUCUCAAAAUAUUCACAGUAGAGUUGGCUCGGAAUUGUGAUUGGCAGCUUUUAAAUGGACCUCCAAUAAUGAAGACCGGCCCAACUGUUUAUCCAGCGGACAAUCUCCCUACAAAAUUUACCACUUUUAAAGGCUGAGACUAAUUCCAUUUAAAGCUUGCACACCAGCUUUUUAUAAUGUCUUAAGU